CUGGUAACCCUAGCAUUAGCAUUAGCAUUAGCAUGGCCACCACUUCACCACUUCACCAUAUCAAUCUUCUUUCUUAAACUCCAACUCUCAUUCAAUUCCCCUGAUCUUCUUUAAAGUUGAAAUGACUCCCACAAAUUACACUUCACAAUUACUCCCAUCAAUGUCUACAAAUUUCAUUCGACCACCCUUUCUUCUCAAGCAGCCAUUACCCUUUAAGUCGUUUAACACCUGCUGCCUCCACUCUUCAACCACCCAAACCCCAUCCCGCCCCAAUUCACCCAUUCCACUCGAUUUAUGGCUGCGAAUCAAGGACGAGGCCAGGGCCGCCGUCGAUCAAGAAUCCAUUUUGUGCAACUACUACUCCACCUCCAUCCUCUCCCAUGAUUCCAUGGACUCCGCUCUCGCCAAUCACAUCUCCAUCAAAUUGGCCGACUCCACCCUCCCCGUCGCAACCCUCCACGACCUCUUCAUCUCGGUUCUGCGCCAGGAUCGCGAUAUCAUCCCCUCAGUCUGCCACGACUUGCUCGCCGUCAAGGAGCGGGACCCCGCCUGCUUCGCCUACGUCCACUGCUUCUUGAAUUUCAAGGGCUUCCUAGCUUGCCAGACUCACCGAAUUGGCCACAAUCUCUGGCGGAACGGCCGCAAAAUCUUGGCCCUCUUGAUUCAGAACAGAGUCUCCGAGGUUUUCGCGGUGGAUAUUCACCCCGGGGCGAGAAUUGGGCGGGGGAUCUUGCUCGAUCACGCUACUGGGGUUGUGAUUGGGGAAACGGCGGUGAUUGGGGAUAAUGUGUCGAUUCUGCAUAACGUGACGUUGGGUGGGACCGGGAAGGUCUCGGGCGACCGCCACCCGAAGAUUGGGAAUGGGGUGCUGAUUGGUGCGGGGACUUGUGUUCUUGGCAAUGUGAGGAUUGAGGAUGGGGCUAAGAUUGGUGCUGGCUCUGUCGUUCUCAAGCAGGUGCCGGCUAGGACGACGGCUGUUGGGAAUCCGGCGAGGUUGAUUGGGGGGAAGGAGAAUCCGAUUAAGUUGGAUAACAUUCCUAGCUUCACCAUGGAUCAGACUUCACAUAUUUCUGAUUGGUCUAAUUAUGUUAUUUAGCUUCUUUGUGCUCUCUCUGUGUGUAUGUAUGUGAUUGUGAUUGUGAUUGUGAUUGUGAUUUUGAGGUUUGUUUAUGCUUAAUAAGAGAAAUCAUGUGUUUUCCUAUUGGCGUAGAUGCAAAUCUUGAAUCCUUUCUUGUUGUUUUGUAACUUUUGUUUUCAUGCUCUGUGAUCAAUAAGAAAGAAGCAAGUGCCACA
This is a messenger RNA of Salvia hispanica, 1293 nucleotides long. RefSeq names its product serine acetyltransferase 1, chloroplastic-like. NCBI's taxonomy places the organism in Eukaryota, Viridiplantae, Streptophyta, Magnoliopsida, Lamiales, Lamiaceae. Gene Ontology annotation, molecular function: L-serine O-acetyltransferase activity. Gene Ontology annotation, cellular component: cytoplasm. The record is from RefSeq and is a predicted model, not a curated record.